CCAGGGCCUCCAAGGCUGCAGGUCAUUGGUCAGGAUGGCCCUUAUGCUAAUAAACCGACAGCCUAGAAGUUUCUAGCACUGCUCCCUCCUGUCUGCUCAAUCUCCAUCAUCCAGGGGAGGCGUGGAUUGCACCCAGCUUUUACCAUUAUCUUCCUGUACCCAUGGCUGACCUCUGGAGGGAGCAGGGGCUGGGGGGCCGCAGGCUGCUGUGGCUACUGUGCGCCCUGCUGCUCCUGCUGGAUGUGGUCCUCACGGUCCUCCUGAUCUUCUUCACACUCAAGGCCAACAGCGAGGCCUGUGCCAGUGGCCAAUGGGCCGAGCGAGUCUGUCAGAACACCACCCACCAGCUGCAGCACCAGCUGACCCGGGCCCAGGAGGCUGUAUGGGCCGCCGAGGCUGGAGCCGCCACCUGCAACCAGACUGCCGUGGGCCUGGAGAACGCCCUGGAGCUGGAGAGGGCUCACGGCCGGGAGCAGCAGGCGCGACUGGAGGAGCUUCUGGGGGAGGUCGCCGGCUUGAACCAGAAGCUGCAGGAGGCCACGUUGGAGGUGGAGCGACUGAGCAGGGAGCAGCAGGCCCCGAGGAGGGGAAGCGACGCCGCCUCCGCCGGCUCCUCGUGCAGCCCCGGCCUUGGCCCCUGGACGGCCGCGGCGCUCCUGCUCCUGGGGCUCGGGGCUCUGCGAGCCUGAGGUCCCCCCCUUCGCCGGCCGGCCACGGCCGGCCUGGUCUGCUCAGCUCUGUGUCCCCCUUCCACGCCUGCUCGACGGGGCCCCUCCAAGGGGCCAUGGGGGACAGGGGCAGCGGGGGCGGGGGCCCCCGGGGGUCCGCCCUGGAGGUGGCGAAGCUGCUGAGCUGGCCGCAGGCUGCCUCUCCCCGGAGCCGAGCAGGGCAGGGGGCACUUGCUUCUUUGCUGUCCUGGCUCCAGGGGUGGGGGGACACUUCUGGGCUCUGUGGGCUCCCCAAGUAAUAAAACUCCCUUUCGAGGAAACACUGUA
Messenger RNA from Choloepus didactylus (southern two-toed sloth), 995 nucleotides. RefSeq names its product bone marrow stromal cell antigen 2 (gene BST2). Gene Ontology annotation, molecular function: metalloendopeptidase inhibitor activity. Gene Ontology annotation, cellular component: cell surface; Golgi apparatus. Gene Ontology annotation, biological process: defense response to virus; innate immune response. NCBI's taxonomy places the organism in Eukaryota, Metazoa, Chordata, Mammalia, Pilosa, Megalonychidae. Bases 162 to 689 code for a protein of 175 amino acids. The record is from RefSeq and is a predicted model, not a curated record. The transcript is spliced from 5 exons.